AUGGGGAAGAAACCGUACUUGUCAUCGUUGGACCCAGAUCUGGAGUUGAAGUUUUUUAAAAUAAAGGAGGACGGCUUGCAACCGGGCAACGUCCACACCAUGCGAAACUCGACAAGUGCAGGAGGGGAUAGCGUGGCGCGCAUUGGCCACAUUACGACGAACGAUCCAGGAUACUACUAUGACGACCCGGAACGGAGCACACGAGGAUCCCGGCUCGGUGGUGGUGGCGGCGGCGGCUCGUCCUUUGUCGGGUCCGAGAGCCGGCCGUCGUUUGGCUUGGGCACGGGCGACGCCCCUCCCAGGAACGCCUUCUCGCGCUGGGUCGACACAUUCCGCCGCGACCCAACCAUGCAUUUCACACCCGAUUCCGUCGUUAAUGCCCGGGUCGGGAGCAGUUAUGGUAGCAGUGCGGGCGACGGGAGCGGUCGUAACCGGAUGGGGAGAGCUGGGUACCCUCUGCAUAACAUGCGAUAUGGCGGCCCACAGCAUGACGGUGGCGACGAGGACGACGACGACAAUGACAAUAUUGACAACGACGAUCUCGAAGGAGGCGGCGGCGGCGGCAGCGGCAGCGGCAGAGGUGGUGGCCGCAGGGAGCACAAUGGGCGCAACGGACGCAACAGCCAUUUUUACGACCUACACAGUGCCAACCUCGCUACGGCUCACUCGGGUCUGGCCCGCGAGCUCAAGGGCCGCCACCUGCAGAUGAUUGCCAUUGGCGGUUCUAUUGGAACCGGUCUCUUUGUGGCAUCGGGUAAGGCGUUGUCGCAGGGCGGUCCUGCAUCCGUACUUUUGGCGUACGGGUUCAUCGGCAUGAUGCUCUACUGCACUGUGCACGCGCUCGGCGAGCUGGCCGUUGUCUUUCCUGUGGCUGGCUCGUUCUCGGCCUUUUCGACGCGCUUCCUUGACCCCUCCUGGGGCUUUGCCAUGGGCUGGAACUACGCAUUACAGUGGCUCGUCGUUUUACCGUUGGAGAUUAUAGCAGCGUCGAUGACGGUGACGUACUGGAAUCCACACCUGAACAAGGCCAUUUUUGUCACCAUAUUUCUCCUCAUCAUCAUCAGCAUCAACUUGUUUGGCGUCAAGGGCUACGGCGAGGCCGAGUUUAUCUUUGCCAUUAUCAAGGUGACGGCCAUCGUCGGCUUCAUCCUCCUCGGCAUUGUCAUCAACAUCGGCGGCACGCCGACCGAAGGCUACAUUGGCGGCAAGUACUGGCGCGACCCGGGUGCCUUCAACAACAGCUUCAAGGGCCUCUGUUCGGUGCUCGUGACGGCCGCGUUUGCAUUUGCCGGCACCGAGCUUGUUGGUCUUGCAGCGGCCGAGACGCAGAACCCGCGCAAGAGCCUGCCAACGGCCAUCAAGCAGGUGUUUUGGCGCAUCUCGCUGUUUUACGUCGUGGCCCUGACGCUGGUGGGCUUGCUCGUACCGUAUAACAACCCUCGGCUGCCCGGCUCCAAAAACAUUGCCGACGCCACGGCGUCGCCCUUUGUGAUUGCCAUCGAGAGCGCCGGCAUCCAGGUGCUGCCCUCGGUCAUGAACUCGAUUAUUUUGGUUGCCGUGGUGUCUGUCGGCAACUCGUCCGUCUUCGGCUCCUCGCGCACGCUCGCUGCCCUCGCCGACCAGGGCCAGGCCCCUCGCAUCCUCUCGUAUAUCGACCGCCGAGGACGACCGCUCAUGGCCAUUUUGGUUGCGUCGAGUCUCGGCUUUCUCGCGUACCUUGCCGACGUGGACACGCAGGCCGACGUGCUCAACUGGCUGCUGGCCAUCUCGGCACUCAGCAGCGUCUUCACGUGGGGCAGCAUCUGCUUCGCCCACAUCCGUUUCCGCAUGGCGUGGCGGCGCCGCGGCCGCAUGCUUACGGAGCUGGCAUUCCGCGCACAGUCGGGCACGAUCGGAUCCUGGCUCGGCUUCUUGAUGAACGUGCUCAUCUUGUUGGCGCAGUUCUGGGUCGGCCUCUGGCCCAUCAACUACGGCCAGGCCAGCACGUCGGCCAAUGUGAAAAACUUCUUCUUGGAGUACCUGGCCGUGCCGAUUGUGCUGGUCAUGUGGCUCGCGCACAAGCUCUGGUACCGGACGUCGUACGUGCGGCUGUCGGAGAUGGACAUUGACACGGGCCGACGCGAGUUCAACCUGCCACUGCUGGUGGCACAAGAGCAGGAGGAGAAGCUGUACUGGCCGCGGUGGAAGAAGAUGUACAAGUUCUUCUGUUGA
Messenger RNA from Sporothrix schenckii 1099-18, 2211 nucleotides. RefSeq names its product general amino-acid permease GAP1. The record is from RefSeq and is a predicted model, not a curated record. NCBI's taxonomy places the organism in Eukaryota, Fungi, Ascomycota, Sordariomycetes, Ophiostomatales, Ophiostomataceae. Bases 1 to 2211 code for a protein of 736 amino acids. Gene Ontology annotation, molecular function: amino acid transmembrane transporter activity. Gene Ontology annotation, biological process: amino acid transmembrane transport. The transcript has 2 exons. Gene Ontology annotation, cellular component: membrane.